AUGGCGCUUUGCUUAUGGUCUAAGGCUACAAUAGUCUUAGGUACUAUACCAAGAGCUCACAAUUUGGUCGCAUUCAAAAGUGCUACAAGGCAAUUCUUUGACUGGGGUGGAUUAUCUAAUGAAGCCAAGGAACAGAGGUACGUCUUGUUGAAAUCCAUAAAUUCGACACCAGAAAAAGUCUAUUAUGUAGUUUCUGAGGUUUCGGAAUAUCAAAAAUUUGUUCCAUAUUGUAUGGAAUCCUUUGUCAAUAAAAGAGACCCUAUAGAUGAUAAACCUAUCGAAGCUGGCUUAAGAGUUGGAUUCCGCCAAUACGAUGAGAAGUUUUUAUGUGAUGUGAAAUGCUCAAAACAGGAUUCGCAAUAUAAGGUAGUUGCUAAUUCAGUAUCACAUAAUUUAUUUCAUUUACUAUAUGGAGAAUGGACGAUUAAACCUCAUCCUCAAAGGCGAUCUUCAACACAAGUGGAAUUAUUACUUAGGUUUAAAUUUAAAUCAAAAUUAUAUGACAGUGUUUCCUCUCUAUUUGCUAGGAGCGUCACUGAACUUGUCAUGAAGGCAUUUGAAAGGAGGGUCUUUGAACUGAAAAGAGCUUCUUCGAUGCAAGAUAUGAACAAGAGAAAUACGAUCGAAAACUAG
Zygosaccharomyces rouxii is the source of this 633-nucleotide messenger RNA. It is a transcript of the gene COQ10, whose product is annotated as ubiquinone-binding protein COQ10. Gene Ontology annotation, cellular component: mitochondrion. Bases 1 to 633 code for a protein of 210 amino acids. NCBI's taxonomy places the organism in Eukaryota, Fungi, Ascomycota, Saccharomycetes, Saccharomycetales, Saccharomycetaceae. Gene Ontology annotation, molecular function: ubiquinone binding. Gene Ontology annotation, biological process: cellular respiration; ubiquinone biosynthetic process. The transcript has a single exon. The record is from RefSeq and is a predicted model, not a curated record.